UACUAGCUCCGGUAUAGCCGGAUACCAUUUUGCGCAUUCUAAAAGCACAUGUACCGAGUGGAGCAAGAAGUUUGUAAAUAGGACUCCAUAAUGGGCAAACCAACAAAACAACACCGAAAAAAGAAAUUCAACUAUGAUCAGAACAGAAAGAAGCAAUGGAUGAAAUCUAAAAAGAUGCCAACAAUUGAAUGUAAACAGAUAAGAAAUGCUUGGGACUCGACUAGAUCGAUGCAGGAGAACAUGAAGGAAAUGGGUCUAGCCACGGACCCAAACAAAACCUUAAAAGUACCUAAAACCAAGGACUUCCUUAUUACCAGUAUUCCAGGAACAUCUAAAAAGAGAGAGAAGAUAGAGGACAGUGUUCCCACCAAACAAUAUGUGGCAUUGGAGUUGGAAGCCGAAGCCAAUAUUCCCCAGAAGAGACGUCUGAGGCUGUCGGAGCCAGAGACUCGCUACUGUAUCUAUAUGAUGGAGAGAUACGGCGAAGACUAUAAAGCCAUGGCAAGGGACAUAAAGAACUACUACCAGGACACGCCCAAACAAAUCAAGGCUAAAAUCAAGGCUUUCAAAAGUAUUCCAGAACAGUACGGCGAAUACCUCAAGAGCAAGGGAGUAACAGACGUACAGCCGGAGGAGGGAGUGACCACACCCAAACGCCGGACAAUAGAAAUGGGCGUCGUACAGAGACACGACACCCGGAAACGCCGAGCCAAACGUAGAAAUGGUCACUUUACCACACCCCCGGGACGAGUCCCCACCCCCGCCAAGCGUAGCGGCAACAAAUCUGAAGAUAUUUCGUGGCACAAAGUAAAGAGAAAGCUACACUUCGGACGAGUGCCACCCCGACCGCGGUCCAACUCCAGUUCACAGCCCGCCAGAAGUUUGAGACUUCAAAAGGCCAAGCGGAAUGUUUCUCCUGGAAAGUCUGCCACUUACGGUGUCGCCCAUAAACCUGGCUUGUCACGGGAACUGCAUCAUCUGCUCAACAUGACAUCAGCUUGGGUUGUUCCUGUACGACUAAGGUCAACCUUCAAAAACUGGUGUCAUUGUCCUGGAGACCGACCGAAGCAGCAUGGAUGUAAACUCCACUCAUCUCAUGAACUCACAAACGUGAAAAUCACCAAUAACUGCCAGCACCCUGAAUGUCAACAGCAUUUAUUACACAAACAAAACUCAACUUUGAGAAGCUUGCGAAUCUCCAGAAGAAGUCAAAAUAGCGGUUACAAACUCCAUUCCUCCCAGGAACACACGAGCCUUGUGAAACUCUCUCACAGGAGUCACUAGUUGUACCGUCUGGCUGGAAUAGACAGAUAUAGUGCUGAAUGUGUUUAAUGAAUAUUUCUCAGGCAGGACUAGAAAUUCCAGUAGGCAUUUCUCUAAAACGAAAUCUAUGUAGCAGACUGUUUUAAAAGUGGUUAAGUAUCCAGUUUGGUAUAAGAUAUUGUUAGAGUUAUUGUACACUGAUGCAGCUAGAUCAGAGCUUUUGUAAAAGAGUGUUAAGUUUAAAGUGAGAUGUUUGUUUUCUGUUUCAAAGUUAAAAAAAUCUGCUAGUGAGGAUAUUUUAAGGAUGCAUCAUAGAGAUCUUCAUGAUAUCUAGAUUAAAAUUCUUCAGGUAUGUUUGUUUAAAACGAUAAAAUUGUAUUGGUGAUUCUCUUUAGCCAGGAAUAUGGAUGUUUAGAUUGAUACAUUUGUAAAUUAACAUGUUUGGACAAUUUAAAUUUGAUUUCCCUGUUAAAAUCAUUGUUGUAAUUGGUAGUUGUGCUGGAUUUGUAGAACAUCAAUUUUCACCUUUUUCAGAAGUCUUUUGCUGAAUACAAGUUUUGCAGCCUGUCAGUCUUGUUUCAUUUAGAAAAUAAAUCAUGAUUCAAAGUUUAGGUUUAACAGUGUAACACAGACAUGUACACAUACCUGACCACUAUUUGUGUCUAUAACAUGUGGUGCUUCUGUUUCUCAUAAUGUUCCGUUUUGAAAGAUGUAUUCGGUGAGAAUAAAUUUCCUUGUCAUAUAUUGAAUCCUAUCUGUUAUAAUGUCUAUAUGAUGAUUUGAUUUGUUGAGAUUUUGUUGAGAUUUAUUUACAAGCUAUAUAUCUAUUGUUAACUUGGUGAUCACAGAGAAGAAAUGUUUGCCUUUUUUCUUCUUCCUUAAGCUGAGGUUUGAGUCUGUAUAUAUUGAGAUGAUGUAAAGAUAAAGUUGCCAUAUAUUAUUUAGAUGAUUCAUGCAUGACUAUUUGAUGUUACCCAAAUCAGUUGACAUGUUGUCAGUAGAUUUAAGAUAAUUAUUGCGUGUUAGUUGGAUAAGUUUACUAUCCAAUAAUGUUUAUUACCAGUAGGGAGGGCCAGUGCACGCUUUUAAUUCUACUACAGUAUAACUUCUAUAUCAUAAAAAAUGGACUAUUAACUGUAUUAAAAUUAGGAUAUUUGUCCCAUAAUCAGCAUAACCUGGUAGAACUUCAAUAGAAAUAAGAUAGUGUUAUUCAUGAUUGCUGCUUAUCAAAAAUUAGCUAAUGAUUUAAAACAUGUCAGAAGUAAAUUAUAAGUUAAGUCUUGUAAAUAUUACUGCAGCCACCACUAAUCAGAUAAACCCAGUAUCCCACCAGUGUUUCGGACUGUCACAAUUUAGCCGUUUUUUUUUUUGGAAAUAGAGAUGACAGCAGCAUCAAUGCUUAAAAGUGUAGGAUGUCAGAUUUUUUUUUACAUACCGGUAUUUUGAAUUGAAUGAUUUCCAGCAUGAACAAGUCGUACAACAAAUUGUCUUUCUCUGUUACCCUUUUAGAAAAUACAUAAUGAAAAACUAUUUGUAGGCAAUAUUGUACCUGCAAUGUGCAUCAAUUUUUGAUCUAUAAAGUAUCAACUGUGUAUUAAACUAUAGAUACACACUUUUUCACAGAAAUGUCAAUUUUCAGUUUUGAAAUAAUUAAAUUUUGUACCUAUUGUAGUUUUUUUGGCAUAAUGUAAAUGUAAUACAUUCUUCAUUGUAAACAUGGAAAUUAUACUCAAACCUUUUCUUUUUAGUUGAAGUCUGUGUCUGAACUGCUUUUAAAUGAUACAUAUUGUCACAUUAAUAGUGAGUAAGUAAAAGUUAUCUCCCUUCUUUCAAAGUUUGAUUUUCAUCGAUUUCCACCAAACAGUGGAAGUAGUUUUAUGUUAUGAUCGAUUGCAUGCUUUACAGAGAUUAGAUAACUCUACAUUUACAUGUUUUACAGCUGAAUAAAAAUAUGUUU
Messenger RNA from Mizuhopecten yessoensis (Yesso scallop), 3220 nucleotides. RefSeq lists its product as uncharacterized. The coding region runs from base 91 to 1284 and encodes 397 amino acids. The record is from RefSeq and is a predicted model, not a curated record. Gene Ontology annotation, cellular component: nucleolus. Gene Ontology annotation, biological process: ribosomal large subunit biogenesis. Lineage: Eukaryota; Metazoa; Mollusca; Bivalvia; Pectinida; Pectinidae. The transcript has 8 exons.